AUAGCACAGGCCUAGUUUAUGAAUAUGCAUGCUGAAGCCUUCGUCGUAGUAGGGUUGGUCGAUGGGCUGUCAGGUGCCGUGAUUUCCCAGCAGCCCGGAUGUAGCGCGCAGUCUCCAGCAUCAGUCCCGGAGAAUAACAUGGCACGGACAACCACAUAACAUCACUCUUCCCGCCUCAACAUUCCCGCGGGAGUGGAGCACAUCGCUGACAGGACAUGUGACGCGCUUCCCGCCGCAGCAGGGUUUUCCAGCUUCUCCAGGAUGUUUGGGAAGAAGAAGAAACGUCUGGAGAUCUCGGCUCCAUCUAACUUCGAGCACCGCGUCCACACCGGCUUCGACCCGCAGCAGCAGAAGUUCACCGGUCUGCCGCAGCAAUGGCACAGUCUUCUGGCCGACACGGCCAACCGGCCCAAGCCCAUGGUGGACCCCUCCUACAUCACCCCCAUGAAGAUAUCUCCCAAGAAAGUCCGGUUGGCUGAAUCACCGUUGCGAAAAACCAUCGUCCGUGGGAGCCGGCCGCCCAAGGACGCCUCCAUCAACGGCCUGCUGGAGGAGUUUGACAGCAUCUCCGUCACCCGCUCCAACUCUCUGAGGAAAGAGAGUCCACCUGGAGCUCAUCAGUCAGGCGGGAGUAAGCCAUCAUCUGCGUCCACGUCCAACGCCGGCGGACCAGAGGAGAACGGCUUCGGACACUAUUAUGGCCGCUUCUCAUGCGACCUGGACAACAGUAAAGACUUCUCGCUAGACCCAUACCGUGACCGAGGUGCCCAUGACAGCGAGUUGGCGGUCGGACGGCACUACCGCUUCUCUCUCAGACAGAGCGGCCAUCCCAUCCGCAGCCACUUCUAUCCCGACGCCAUGCCGCAGAAGUCCUCGGACUACGCCAAGAUGCCACCCGACUACCACGCCUACCUGGAGAGCAAAAUGCGGCUGUCCACCGCUGAGAUGGCCAUGGGCGGCCGCAGGGACUACUACCGUGCCUCUCUGGGCGGAUCCAGUCAGGACUAUCGGGAGCAUCCGCUGGGAACGCCGUCGCGUGUCUCCAUCCACAGCGGACAGAUGAACUAUCCCGACGGAGACUGGGGAUACGGAGCUGGACUGAAAGACGACUACGAAAAGAGGCCCAAGUCCUCUUACAUCAGUCAGACGAGCCCCCAGCCAGCCAUCCGGCAGCGCUCGCGCUCGGGGUCAGGCCUGCAGGAGCCCAGCCAACCGUACGGCAUCAGUGCAUUUAAAGCUGCGCCGCAGGGGCCGUACAGCUCGUACACGUACCCAAGACUGUCCGAGAACACGUCUUCACUCGUCAUGGGCAAGGGCGAGUACGAGCGAGUGGCCCGUGAUGGGAGUCCGCGGGGGUCGGGGCCCGAGACGUACUUACGCGUUCCCCUCAAACUACCUCAGAGCCACGGCAAACCUGUGUACCCGGCCAGUUUCCAGAUCGCUCCGCCCUUCCACUACAAGCCCUCGCCGUCCCCCCCCCCGCCGCCCCAGCCUAGCCCCCCCUACACCCCACAGGGAGCACACUCACAGCCCUCCUCGCCCUUCAUCCCGGGGCCCGGGGCCUAUCCUCCGCCCAGCUGGGGCUCGUCCUCUGAGCAGCCGCCCUGCAGAGUGUCCCACGAACAGUUCCGCGCCGCUCUGCAGCUGGUGGUGAACCCCGGCGACCCGCGCGAGUAUCUGGACAACUUCCUGAAGAUCGGAGAGGGAUCCACGGGCAUCGUGUGCAUCGCCACCGAGAAGCACAGCGGCAAACAGGUGGCUGUGAAGAAGAUGGACCUGAGGAAACAGCAGCGGAGGGAACUUCUGUUCAACGAGGUGGUCAUCAUGAGAGACUACCAUCACGAGAACGUGGUGGACAUGUACAACAGUUAUCUGGUCAGUGAUGAACUCUGGGUAGUGAUGGAGUUCCUUGAGGGCGGAGCCCUGACUGACAUCGUCACUCACACCAGGAUGAAUGAGGAGCAGAUCGCCACGGUCUGUCUGUCGGUGCUGAAGGCUCUGUCUUACCUGCACACACAGGGCGUCAUACACCGAGACAUCAAGAGCGACUCCAUCCUGCUGACCAGCGACGGACGGAUCAAGCUCUCGGAUUUCGGCUUCUGUGCUCAAGUGUCCAAAGAGGUUCCCAAGAGGAAGUCUCUGGUGGGAACGCCGUACUGGAUGGCGCCGGAGGUCAUCUCCAGAUUUCCCUACGGCACUGAGGUGGACAUCUGGUCUCUGGGCAUCAUGGUGAUCGAGAUGGUGGACGGAGAGCCGCCGUACUUCAACGAGCCGCCGCUGCAGGCCAUGAGACGGAUACGAGACAACCUGGCUCCGCAGAUCAAAGACUCACACAAGGUGUCGUCAGUUCUGCGGGUGUUUCUGGACCUGAUGCUGGUGCGAGAGCCGUCCCAGCGAGCCUCGGCACAGGAGCUGCUGCAGCAUCCGUUCCUGAAGCUGUCGGGCCCCCCGUCCUGCAUCGUUCCUCUGAUGCGGCACUACCGACCCCGCUGAGAGCCACUGAGAGAAACGUUUAGAGCAGACUCACACAAGCGCUUUCAUUCAGAACGGAUGGUCUUGGCGGCCUGGAGUCUCACGCCCUCCGCUUCGGUCCGGUCCCGCGCCCAUCAGACGACUUCUUCACUCUCGUCUUCUCACGCUAACUAUGAAGAUGUAUUUUAGAGCAAUUGUAAGUUUAAUUGUACAGUUUUGAUAAACGGCAGUAUUUUUGUUGUGAUGUCACCAUGCUGAAACGGGCAGUAUUACCUAGAACUGAGAGUUUCUGUAAAAUAACAAUAACUAAUAAUAAUAACCUUUCCUACUGUUUAUAUUUAAUUUUUUGAAGAUGGUCAUAAACUGGCUAUUGCAGACAGAUGAAUCUGAAUAUAUUUAUUUAUUCUACGUUUGUAGGUCGUGUCCGCUCACGCCAGAGUUUUCUUUCUGGUUUUCCGUAGUGUGGCCGUUUCACGCUCAUUCUCACGCGCGGCUGAACUCGUCCGAUCUCCAGCAAUAUGAAGCUCUCACCCGUGUCUCAUGGCUCACUGUGAUCUGGAAACACGUGUUUCUGUAGGACUCUUGAGAUCCGCUGUCGCGUUGCUUCUGUACGUGAUCCUGCAUGUGUGUCACUAAGAAUUGCUUUCAAUAAAAACACUGAUGCGUCACACGUCA
Molecule: messenger RNA, 3147 nt
Organism: Carassius carassius (crucian carp)
Lineage: Eukaryota; Metazoa; Chordata; Actinopteri; Cypriniformes; Cyprinidae
Product: serine/threonine-protein kinase PAK 5-like
Exons: 10
Coding region: 262-2493 (743 amino acids)
Biological process (GO): intracellular signal transduction; regulation of MAPK cascade; apoptotic process
Cellular component (GO): cytoplasm
Molecular function (GO): ATP binding; protein serine/threonine kinase activity
Source: RefSeq, a predicted model, not a curated record